GUGAGCAAUAUUUUUUCUCCUUUCCGUCGAAAUUGCAGCCCAGAUCGGAGCGCAGGGAAAUGUGAGGAUUUUUCGGGAUUUUUUAUUAGGGGGGAAGUUACUUUUUUGCAAUGAGUGAUACGGUGUGUGCCGAGUGCAGCGAGCCAGCCCAGUUGAAGUGUUCGGCAUGUAAAUUGGUGGCUUACUGUGGAAAAGAUCACCAGAAAAAGCACUGGAAGGUUCACAAGACCCUAUGCAGACCUUUUGAGAUAGCAGAGGAUCCAGAGAUAGGAAAAUGUCUGGUAGCUACAAGAGACAUAAGACCUGGAGACAUAAUUUUGGCGGAACUUCCAGUAGUGUACGGUCCAAGACCUCACAUGGUAGAAGAAGGUCCAGUACCGUGUCCAGGUUGUUGUAGGCUAAUAAUCGGAGAACAAUCUGCGCGUUGUGAAGGCUGUGAUUUCCCAAUCUGCAACCCGGAAUGCCCAGGACUGAACGACAUGGAUAAACACGGGCAUGAGUGUAAGAUUUUAGGACUUAGAGAUGUCAGGGCAAUCAACGGCUUGCAUGAGUUCUACAGGCAAGACGCUCUACUCGCUUUGAGGUGUUUGCUUCUUCAGUCCAGGCAUCCCAAGAAGUUUGCCCAACUCAUGGAGAUGGAAUCUCAUAUGGGGUUCAGAGGGGAAGACACGGAAGUAUACAAGUGCACUCAUGGACGUUCUUGUGAAGACGUCGACAGCCGUGUAGUAAGCUACCUCAACGACAACUUCUUCGCCCCAUUGAACAUUUUAGAAGGCAAAUCCGGAAAGAAGGUGUUGCAAGACAUCUCCAGAGAAACCAUCCACAAAAUCUGCGGUAUCAUCGACGUCAACGCCCUGGAAAUAAAUCAGGACGCCGAAGUAUCAGCCCUGUAUCCCACAGCGUACCUAUUGGAGCACAGUUGUGUACCCAACAGCAUGCAUAUCUUCGAAAACGAGCCCAGCGGGUACAAGAUUACUGUAAAGGCAGCUGUACCUAUCCAAUCUGGCGAGCAUAUUACCACCAUGUACACCCAUUGCUUGUGGGGAACGCAAGCCAGAAGGGAACACUUGAAGGAGACUAAGUACUUUUCCUGUAAAUGUAAGAGAUGUUGUGACCCGACAGAACUUGGUUCGUACCUCAGUGCCUUGAGAUGCAUAGGCACCGAUGAAGAGCCCUGUGGCGGUACUCAACUCCCAAUAGAUCCUUUAGAUGACAAGACCGAAUGGGCCUGCGACAAGUGUGAUGUUAAGUUGACCAAUGCAGAAGUUUGUUUUCUUGUCAAUGGCAUAGGAGAAGAAGUAGACAAUGUUCAGUUGGCCAACCCAACAGUGAGAGAGUUAGAUUCCUUACUGAACAAGAUGUUAACUUUCCUUCAUCCAAACCACUACCAUGUGUACGCGGUGAAGCAUUCGUUGAUACAGUUGUAUGGGUACCAGCAAGGUUACCUUCCUAACCAGAUCACUGACGACUGUCUGGUGAAAAAAGCUGUUAUGUGUAGGGAGUUGCUGGACAUUACCAGGAAAGUUGACCCUGGAAAUGCUAGGUUACCAUUGUAUCUGGGAGUAAUUCUUCACGAGCUGUACCUAGCCAACUGGGUGCUCAUCAAGCGGAAGUGGGAUUUGGGAAUUAAGACUAAGGUAAAAUCUGUGGUAACAAUGCUGCAGGAGUGCCAACGCAGUUUGGGGCAAGCCAAAGAAACGCUUAAGAACGAGGUCAACACACCAGCCGGGGAAAAACUGCUUAAUUUGGUGGCGACAUCUGCAAAAGAGUUCGGAAAGUUUGUGGAAAGGAAUAAGAUCGAUCUUAGUGCAAAAGAGAAGGUUAAGGAAAACGGGGUAGAAAAUGGGGAUGUGAAUGGAAAUGGAAACUAAUCGAAAUGAAAGAUCUUAGCUUUAUGCCAAUUUGGGACAUUUUUUAUUACAUUUUGGAAGUUCUGGUAUUUACGAGAAUGAGACUAUUCGAAGAAAAACAAUUAAGUAAAAAGUUUCCUAGUCUGUAUAAAACAAUUUAUUUAUAUUUAUUGAUAUAUUUAACUAUAAAAUAAGUUAAUAACUUGUUAAAAACUGCAAUAAAA
This is a messenger RNA of Anoplophora glabripennis (Asian longhorned beetle), 2074 nucleotides long. Its product is annotated as protein msta. The record is from RefSeq and is a predicted model, not a curated record. The coding region runs from base 111 to 1871 and encodes 586 amino acids. NCBI's taxonomy places the organism in Eukaryota, Metazoa, Arthropoda, Insecta, Coleoptera, Cerambycidae. Gene Ontology annotation, molecular function: protein binding. The transcript has 6 exons.